UCUUCACAAUGCAGGUCUCGCUGGAGAACCGACGUCGUAUGCUGGACGAUGGAAUCAACGCCAUUUUGGAUGAACUGGAUAACGUGUAUGACGUUAGUGAGGAAGAAGCUAUGCAGAGGAUUCUGAGCGAGGCCAUGAUGUACCCUAACACUAGAAAGACGGGGGAGCAAAUCGUACAAGAAUUUAUAGAAGAUAUAUUUUUGUAUCCUAUGAACAGAAUAGCAGGAACGGCGUAUGGAAACGUAGUUUUUGAAAAUAUUGGUAAACUUGCUGAUAAAUAUAACACACCACACAACCUACAACAUAUGGCUAGGCGACAUGAUAAGCAAUACCGGAUUACUAAAUGUAAUAAAAUUCGAAACGGUAGAAUACAUGAUGAACACAAGUUUAUAUACUCACUUUCUACGAAAUAUCAAGUCAGAAGACAAAAUAAAAACAUUGAGAAGGAAUAUAUUAAUAACAAAUCUCAUUCGCAUGACGAAGAAGAUGAAGAUGAAAGUUCUAGUGGCGAUAACGCGGAAGUAGAAAUUAAAAUACAAAUAAACAAUAGAAAACAUUCAAAACGCAAUAAAAAAAGUAUAUUAAAGAAACACACCAAAAAUAAUGAUGAUUAUACAAGAAGAACCGAUGAAUAUGACCAUGAGUUGCUUACUUCAGAAAAUAUUAAAAGAGAAAACUGUGGUUUAACUAAUAUAGAUUUAAUGAAACACGCAAAAUACCCAAGAAAAAUACAUGUUUCCGGUAGAAAAUCAAAUUGGGAAGAAAGAGGACCACCGAUAACUAUUAGAAACAAUGAUGAAGAGAUCCUUAAAAGUAAAGUUGCUAGUAAAGUAACUAAUAAAAGUAAAGUUAAGCUACAAUUUGAUUGUAAAGCUUUACCAUUUGUUGUUAAAAAGAAGAAUAUUUCAAAUAGACAAAACUAUGCCAACUUAACGGAAUCAGAAAUGAUAUUGUAUUGUAGUGACGCAAAUAAUAACAAUUAGUAUUGU
Cydia fagiglandana is the source of this 989-nucleotide messenger RNA. RefSeq lists its product as uncharacterized. The coding region runs from base 9 to 983 and encodes 324 amino acids. The transcript is spliced from 2 exons. Lineage: Eukaryota; Metazoa; Arthropoda; Insecta; Lepidoptera; Tortricidae. The record is from RefSeq and is a predicted model, not a curated record.